Messenger RNA from Racocetra persica, 431 nucleotides. Lineage: Eukaryota; Fungi; Glomeromycota; Glomeromycetes; Diversisporales; Gigasporaceae. The record is from the annotation of a GenBank genome assembly.
AGAUUGAUCCAUUAGCUCAUGAGAUAUCACCCAAAGAAUGUAGACAUGAAGUGUUAUCCACCAAAAUUGAAGUCAAACUUAAAAAGGAAAAACCGGGAAUUAAAUGGGGUGUUCUUGAGGGAGAUGAUUCUCUUGCUGGAUCUUUUUCACAAUCUGAUGGUAAUAAAUUAUCUUAUCCUUCAUCAGCACGUAACGCCAAAAAUUGGGACAAGUUGGAGAAAGAAAUUAGCAAAGAUCAAGAAAAACCGGAAGGUGAAGCAGCACUGAAUUCAUUGUUUCAACAACUUUAUAAGGAUGCAGAUGAUGAUACCAGACGAGCUAUGUUAAAGAGUUACACAGAGAGUAGUGGUACUUGUCUUAGUACAAACUGGGGUGAAGUCAGUAAGAGCAAGGUGGAAACGAAACCUCCUGAAGGAAUGAUUGCAAAAAAG